AUGGCCCUGCGGCUCCUGCUCCAGCUCGCCUUGCUGGGACUUGGCACCACGAGGCCCUUGGUCCGGGGCCGCAGCUUCGGCGCACCAGCGGUUGCCUGGCCAUCUUUCUUCGACCUCAACUCACCCCUGGGAGUUCAUGAAACCACCCAGAUUCCCAGCAACGGGAGCGCGCCCCUGCGCGUGGACGUGCAGGUGUUUGUGACAAACGUGUUCAACGUGGUGAGUGUCCUCCGGGCCAGGAGGGGCGGGACCCCAGUGCUGAGCGGGAAGGGACGGGACCGAGUCCCUGGAGUGCUGUGGUCUCCCGCCCUCUUGUGUCACGUAGCAGCCAACCCUCAGGUGACGUGCUGCCCCUCCCCAGGACAUCCUUCGGUACACAGUGUCCUCCAUGCUGCUGCUCCGGCUGGUGAGAGCCCCCGGGGGGUGGGCAGAGCCCGCUCUGAGUCCAGCUCAGAAGUACCGUCUUCAUCAACCUGCCGAGCGGCAUGUACACACAGAACCUUAGUGGGGUCCUUGUGUCCCCAGUCCUGGCUGGACACGCGCCUGGCCUGGAACGCGAGUGUGCACCCACGGCGUGCCCUUACACUGCCCUGGGACUCUCUGUGGACACCGGAACUCACUAUCCAGGAGGCGCUCUGGGUGGACUGGCAGGACCAGACCCCACAGGCCCAAGUGGACCAAGAUGGCCGCGUCGAGCUCUACCUGGCCCUCACCACGGAGACCAACUGUGACUUCGAGCUCCUCCACUUCCCCAGAGACCAGAGCAACUGCACCCUCAGCUUCUAUGCCCUCAGCAACACGGUGAUGGAGCUGGAGUUCCAGGCCCACGUGGUGAACGAGAUCGUGAGUGUCAAGAGGGAGUAUGUAGUUGGGGAUUUGAAGACCCAGGUCCCGCCCCAGCAGCUGGUGCCCUGCUUCCAGGUGAAGCUGCACCUACAGAACACAGCACUGAAGGCCAUCCUGGCUCUGUUGGUGCCCGGGGAGGCGCUGCUGUUGGCUGACAUGUGCGGGGGGCUGCUCCCCCUGCAGGCCCCGGAGCGCAUGGCCUACAAGGUGACCCUGCUGCUGGGCUACCUCGUCUUCCACUCCUCCCUGGUGCAGGUCCUGCCCAGCUCCUCCUCCUGCAACCCACUGCUCAUUCACUACUUCACCAUCCAGCUGCUGCUGCUCUUCGUCAGCACCGUGGAGACCGUGCUGUUGGCGGGGCUGCUGGCCCGGGGCCACCUCAGGGCCAAGCGCAGCCCUGGCCCAGCCCCGAGAGGGGAGCAGCAAGCUCAUGAGGAGGCAGGGCCGAAUCCUGAAGAGGCCCCCCGAGGAGCGGGGUCACGGAGGAGCUGGGCCGAGGCUGCGGACCACACCUUCUUCCUGCUCUACGUGGCAGGGGUGGUGUGCAGCCAGUUCAUCUUCAUUGGGCUCUGGAUGUGGGCGACGUGCAAAUCUGACCCAGCCCCUGGCGAGGCCGUACCCCACGGGGGGCAGCCGAGGCCGUAA
This is a messenger RNA of Myotis lucifugus (little brown bat), 1491 nucleotides long. RefSeq names its product zinc activated ion channel (gene ZACN). The record is from RefSeq and is a predicted model, not a curated record. Gene Ontology annotation, cellular component: neuron projection; synapse; membrane. NCBI's taxonomy places the organism in Eukaryota, Metazoa, Chordata, Mammalia, Chiroptera, Vespertilionidae. The transcript has 7 exons. The coding region runs from base 1 to 1491 and encodes 496 amino acids. Gene Ontology annotation, biological process: signal transduction; regulation of membrane potential; chemical synaptic transmission. Gene Ontology annotation, molecular function: neurotransmitter receptor activity; transmembrane signaling receptor activity; extracellular ligand-gated monoatomic ion channel activity.